Messenger RNA from Sturnus vulgaris (Common starling), 4282 nucleotides. RefSeq names its product nudE neurodevelopment protein 1 like 1 (gene NDEL1). Gene Ontology annotation, biological process: centrosome localization; establishment of mitotic spindle orientation; vesicle transport along microtubule. Gene Ontology annotation, molecular function: microtubule binding. Gene Ontology annotation, cellular component: kinesin complex; centrosome; kinetochore. Lineage: Eukaryota; Metazoa; Chordata; Aves; Passeriformes; Sturnidae. The record is from RefSeq and is a predicted model, not a curated record.
CUCAGUUUGCUGUUUACACUUCUCUCUGUGGAUUCAUCCCUUUGGAGUUCCUGGGUAUGGAGCUGGGAACAAAUUAUCCCCGUGCUCAGGCCAGGGUGUUCUGGGACAGGCACAUCUCCAGGAGCCUUUCCUUCACCUCUGCAGGUGCUGAACCUGCAGCAGGAGCACCAACCUCUCCUUUUUUGUCACUUCAGGGAGGUUACUUGGGAAGGAACAGAGGUCAAAUGCCUGAAACUUCCCAUGUUUGUGAAAGCAAUAAUGUUUUUUAAUACAAAAUUCUGGUACUUUUGUAUCUUGAUUUCUGAGAAGAGGCUUUUUGCAUUUGCAUUUUUGCAUUUCUUCUGGUUUCAAGGCUGCUAACCCAGUGAUGGCUCACUCUUCAAGGGUUUUCCUGGGACUGGAUAUCAAAUAUUCACCAGACAGAUGAGUCUUGGCCAUGUGGUGUAGAACAGACAUGUUAUAUUUGAUUAAUGAGGCUGUUGACAUAACAAGGCUUUGCUGUGUGCUGCUUGAUUUAUCUUAAAGGCUUUUGUGAAUUUGGCACCAAGUUCCUGCAGGUAGGAAUUGGUUAUCUCCUGCCUGCCAUGCUGCCCAAAUUGGAAAUGCAGGAUUUAUUAUCGCAGCAGAGCAAGGAGCGUUGUGCUGACGCUGUGCUUGGUGACUUUCUUCUCUUCCUGAAAGCUCCCAUGCUGCUGUUGUAAGAGAGAAGGAGGCAUUUGUUGUGGUUCACUCGAGAACAUUCAGUUCAAAAAUAGAACUGCAGGAGAAGGUUCACUUCCCAGAGGUUCAGUUUCAUCCCAGCCAUGGAUGCAGGCACACAUCCAAAUGUUUGCAUGUGGAAAUCCGCCGGCUCCAGCACGAGCAAAACGAGCCCAGAUUGAUUGGUGAAAUCUAAUCCGUGGCUUCUGCUUGUUUGUUUUCCAUCUUCUAAUGACAAUGCACGUUUCUCUGAAUUGUGGCUGAAAUGCUCAGUCUCCUUGCUUUGAGUCUUGAAUGGGUUUGUGUGGAAAAAAAUCAAGAUCUUCAGGAGCUGGAGGUUACCUGUUGGUCCUCAUGAUUUGAGAAGGUGAAGAAUGAUGGAAACAAGAUUUCUUCUGCUUUUCUGCCCUUGGAUCAGCAAAAAGGGGGAAGAGGAAGAAGAGCUGGUUGUAGACAGUCCUGCUGUGCGUGGCAGCUCUGGGUGGUGCCAGCACUGGGUGAUGGCGUCAGUGCCUCUGAGAAGGGGGGACUGGCAGCCAGCAGGACUUUGGGCAUUUUGUGAUAGCCAGAGUGCAUCGUUAUCUCGAGAGCUGAAAGCCACAUGUGAGCUUGGCAGAACUUCUUGAUCUAGUCCUAUUUGAGCUGCUUGCUUGUUUAAUUCCAGAGGUCAUUUGGAAAUUCUAAAUUCCAAAGUGGACAUUUGUGGUGCCUUGAAGGGAGGGGGGAUCAGCCAAGUGGAGCUGGGGGAGUUCAGCCCUGUGGUUGGUCCUGUUUGAGUGGCCUUGCUUUGCUUCUGCUUAAUUUUUUGUGUCUGGUGUCUGAAAAUAUUGGGCAAAUGGGGUUGUAAGGAAGAAAGCAGAAAAAUGUGCAGAAAAAUGACCUGUUCAUGAAGACCAAAUAAUAUUAAUUCUCUUUAUAUGGCAGUAUUUAUGAGCUGAUUUUAAAUGGGAGAGUGUGAGGCAAUUAAAAUCAGGAGGAAUGCUUUCUGCAGCCACUUGAGAGACUGCAGGUACAUCCAGGGUGAAUUGUAGUGCUCAAAGUCAUCCCUGCCGAGGGUAUGAGUGACUUUGAGAGCAGGGAGGCGUGGAUUCCCCACUGUGGGAAGGGGUGGGUCCCAACUGAGACGUUGUAUUGGAUUUCAGGCUGGUGUUUUGGUCUUAGAUUCCAUCCCAAGCUUCGCUGCAGUCUCCCGUCACAUGGAGAGCCUGGGAAGCUUUUUUAAGGUUGUGUUGAUCAUGGACAGUGAAGAAAUCCCUACUUUCUCGAGUCCAAAGGAGGAAACUGCCUAUUGGAAAGAGCUUUCCUUGAAGUACAAACAAAGCUUCCAGGAGGCCCGUGAAGAGCUGGCUGAAUUCCAGGAGGGAAGCAGGGAAUUAGAAGCUGAGUUGGAGGCACAGCUAGUGCAAGCUGAGCAGAGGAACAGAGAUUUGCAAGCAGAUAACCAAAGACUGAAAUAUGAAGUGGAAACAUUAAAGGAGAAACUGGAGCACCAGUACGCCCAGAGUUACAAGCAGGUGUCGUUGUUGGAGGAUGACCUGAGCCAGACAAGGGCCAUCAAAGAUCAGCUGCACAAAUAUGUGAGGGAGCUGGAGCAGGCCAACGAUGACCUGGAACGUGCAAAGAGGGCAACAAUAGUUUCAUUGGAAGACUUUGAACAAAGACUGAACCAAGCUAUUGAGAGAAAUGCAUUUUUAGAAAGUGAACUGGAUGACAAGGAGUCAUUGCUGGUCUCUGUACAGAGAUUAAAGGAUGAAGCAAGAGACCUACGGCAGGAGCUGGCUGUGAGGGAAAGGCAGCAGGAGGUGACCCGGAAAUCAGCACCCAGCUCCCCUACUCUGGACUGUGAGAAGAUGGACUCAGCUGUCCAGGCCUCUCUCUCCUUGCCAGCUACACCUGUUGGAAAAGGAUCAGAAAAUAGUUUUCCUUCCCCAAAAGCUAUACCAAACGGGUUUGGUACCAGCCCACUGACUCCUUCAGCUCGAAUAUCUGCACUCAACAUUGUGGGAGAUCUGCUACGGAAAGUGGGGGCCUUAGAAUCCAAAUUAGCUGCUUGCAGGAAUUUUGCAAAGGACCAGGCAUCACGGAAAUCCUACAUUUCAGGGAACAUCAACAGCGCCGUGAUGAGCAGCAAUGGCACAAAGUACCCACACCCAGGACACACGUCCUUCUUCGACAAGGGGGCAGUGAACGGCUUUGAGCAAGGGCCCCCCGGCCUGGGGGGCUCCCGACCGUCCUCGGCGCCGGGAAUGCUCCCGCUGAGCGUAUGAGCCCGCGGGGUCUGGACUCGGAUGCUUUUCUCAGCCCACCUCGAGAAGAACUGCUCCUGAUUCCUCCCCAUUCCCACCCUGCUGGAACAUGGCCCUGAGAGGAGGCCCCGGGCCCACGGCCCUCCAUGUCCUGUCAAUACAGUUUGUUUUCUGCUGUCGCUGUAGUGGACGUUCUCUGCCCCAGCCCCACGAGCUGCCACCCUCUGCUGUGCUUGGGGACACCGAGUCCUGCUCUGCCUGGGGGACAGGCCUGGCCUUCCCCCUGGGUUUUCCCUCUCCUCUCACUUAGUCUGACAGAGCUUUGGCCACUCCUCUCACAGGCUCCGCUGUCUCUGUCCCCUCCCAGGCCCUGCAGCUGCUGCUCUCAGACCUCGUGGAAGUGCCCUGGGGGAGGCCAUUAGCACUUGAGAGCUGGCCCCAGAGUCUGUCUCAGGGGCAGCUGCAGCCAGGGCACUCAGAGCAGGGCUGGGUGAGUGGCUCCAUCCCCUCUGGACAGCUGGACACACACAGUGACCAGGCUCCCUGGUGGCAGUGCCCUGGAGUGACCAUCCCAGCCUGCCCUGGUGCAGGGAUGGGCAGUGCUGUGGCCAGGGCUGUGCCCUCAGGUGCCCCCAGGGCUGCCCCACAGCUCCCUGGCCCUGCUGGACUUGGCCUCCAUCCCUCACCCCACACAGCGACCCCAUGGGAGCUUUAGGAAGCUGCUGCUCCCCCUGGCCCCAAGAACCCUCUGCCCAUCACCCCCUGUGCUGUAGGACUGGAUUGUGCAGCCUCACCUUCUGUGACAGUUUGGGGCAACUGAACCUCGUGGGUCUUUCAAGCAACACAUUUGUGUGGUUUCUCUGUCCAUGUGCCUCAGAGUCAGUGGAUUUUUAGACUGAACCAGCAAACGGAGCCAGGGUUGGAGCUGAGGGUUCAGCAAUCAGCGUUCAGGGGCUCUGCAGCUCCCAGAUGGUUGAGUUAAAAAUGCUGAGAAAAAAACCCCACUGGCCCAGCAGUGGAGGUGGGAUUGUCCCUUUGCCAUUAGGGUUUGUAUGGUCCUUCCUUCCUGUGCAUCCUCUGCUGCAUUUGACUGUUUACAUUUGUUUUAUUGUACAUAGAUUUGUAAACAUAAUACCUUUGCCUGAGGUCUUUGUACAUAACUUGGGCUUUGUAGCUUUAUUUAUUCAGCCUCUCUCUGGCAUGUUUCCAUAGGAUGUACCGUUCCACCCUGGUGCCACUGACACGAUGUGGUUUCAAAAGAAUGAAAACAAAUGAGAGUAAUCUUCCAAAAAUAAAGUUCUUUUAAUGUGGAAUCAGUGGAUUUUGCAGAACCAGUG